GAGUGCAAUGGAGUCUCCUUCUUUGGAGAUCUUUAAACAGAGGCUGGAUGGCCAUCUGUCAGGGAUGCUUUCAUUCAGAGUUCCUACAUGGCAGACUGGGGUUGGACUGGAUGGUCUUUGAAGUCACUUCCAAUUUUAUGGUUCCAGACUUAGUCCAAUGCUCAAACCACUGUUGACUUUUUAUACCAUCCUAUAUAUGUUUCAUUUGUACCACACUGGCUCUCUCUAUCAUCCUGUAUUUGUGCAUUUCAUUUUUCCUGCCAAAGUAAUCAACGCAAGCCCUUCUCCCCAUCUUUAAAAGCCAACAGUCGAUCAAGUCUUUCCUAGCAGGAAAUCUGCCCUUGCUGAAGCAUUCAGAAGGGAAAUUCUGAAUCAGAGUUUUGUAAUUCCACUCCCCUCUUCUCCUUUUUGGGGGGUCCUCCCUGCCCAUCUUGGUUGUUGAUUUGUGUUGUUGCAUAAAUCUGCAGAUGUCCGUAUCCAGCUGCUGAAGCACAGCUGGCUGAACUGCAUCCCUUCCAUGAUCCCAGCUGUUUCCCUCAGUCUGGCUUUCUCCUCUCUCUCCCUCCCUCCUCCAUUAUAACAGAGAGUCUUAGUAAUAUGAUACAGCUUGGCAAAGAUUGAUUUAAAAAAAUGCUUGGCGUGUCAAACAGGGUUUUAAUGUAAAGUCUCUCCAGUAUUUUCCUUUUCUUUAAAAAAGCAAGAAAAAGGAUUUGUGAGUUUCCAGCAAAGUUUGCCGCCGCCGCUGCAAACCCUGCAGCCCUGUAUUUGGAAGGAUUACAUCUCCUGCUUUCAAACAGGGUCUAUUGCCUUUUUCUUUCUCUUCCCUUUUUCUUUUCAGUCGUAUGGUUUCAAUUAAAGAAAACGAUGGAGCCUAUUGGAAAGCUGUCGGGGUGCGUUUUUAAUUUUUCUUUACUAGGCGAUAGGCAGAUAAAUCCCAGUUAUCGAUGCAUCCUGGGUUUCUUGUGCCUUUCCCCAUUCUUGGUCCUGCUUGCUGCUUUGGGUGACCUGCUUGGAACAGAAGCACAGAAAAUGAAGGUAAGAAAUGAUGUGAUCCCCAUCUUCCACAAUGUUGUUGUUUAUUUGCAUUUAUAUUAUGCCUUUUCUCCAAAGAUCUCACGAUUCUCCUUCUUUUUGCAACCCUUGGGUCAGGCAGAUAACAAAAGUAACUGUCCCAGUGACCUUUUAUGUGUCAGUGAAGAAUUUAACUUGGAUCUCUCAAGUUCAGUGUUUGGGUUACAGAGCCACAUCUGCUGUAUCCCACAGUUCUUCUUCUAUAUUCCUGGGAUGUUAGUGGUGUGUCCAGGAAGCCACUGCACCUCCAAAUUUUCCUCCGGGCGUUGGCUCAUCUCUUCAUGGCCUCAACUUUCCUCCUCAGCCACAUAUCCGAAAGAGACGAUACACACUGACACCGGGACAACUGAAAUGGGACCAUUUCAAUCUCACGUACAAGAUUCUGUCUUUUCCCAGAAACCUCAUAAAUGAGAGCCAGACAAGGAAGGGGCUGACUGCUGCUUUCCGCAUGUGGAGUGAUGUCUCUCCCUUCAGUUUCCGGGAGGUGCCGCCAAGCGUGGCCAGCGAUCUCAAAAUUGGUUUCUAUUCCAUCAACCACACAGACUGCCUGGAGUCCCAGAUCCAUCAUUGCUUUGAUGGCACAACAGGGGAACUGGCGCAUGCCUUUUUCCCACAGACUGGUGAGAUCCAUUUUGAUGACCACGAAUACUGGAUUGUGGGAGACACACGGUUCAGCUGGAAAAAGGGUGUUUGGCUUACGGAUCUGGUCCACGUUGCCGCCCAUGAAAUUGGCCAUGCCUUGGGCCUUAUGCACUCCAUGGACCCUAAUGCCCUGAUGCACCUCAACGCUACCUUGACUGGGAAAAACACCAUUUCGCAGGAUGAGAUGUGGGGAAUCUACAGGCUUUAUGGGUGUAAAGAUAGACUCUUCAUAUGUCCGACGUGGUCUCGGAAGGGAUACUGCAAGACACGGAGAAAGUUUAUGAAAAAACACUGUCCGUACAGCUGCGACUUCUGUCUGAAAUUCCCUUUCCCAACGGUGGUCCCUACUCCGCCUCCCCCAAGGAUGAAGACGAGGAUUGUCCCUGAAGGCAGGAAUGUCACCUUCCAAUGCGGGCGGAAGAUCAUCCAUAAAAAGGGCAAAGUCUAUUGGUACAAAGAAAAGGAAAUGCUGGAAUAUUCCUACCCAGGUUACCUCUCUCUGAAUGAUGACCACAUGAGCAUCAUAGCCAAUGCAAUCAAUGAAGGGACCUAUACUUGCAUUGUGAAGAAGAAGACGAAGAUCCUGACCACAUAUUCCUGGCGAAUCAGGCUGAAGCAUUAGCAUAGAACUGUUGUGAGUAACCUAAAUGGUUCCACUCCAUGAUGGACUUCUUCCUCCUACUUGUUGGCAUUUGUGUAUUUUCUUUCAACAUUGCAUCUGUAACUGUGUCCCAGCGUGACCAGUUUCCGUUGCUUGGCUAAUGCAUGAGGAUGCUGGACCUUCCUCAGCCGAAAGGUACUCACUUCCAAAAGGAAAUUGCUACAAAGUACAGUACAGUAAGACUUCACAUACGGUAAGACACUUUGUGCACUCUAUGCUUGUAGUCCUUAGAUCUACCUUUCUUAAUGUCACACAUGAUAUUGGACUAAAAUCCCCAUUAUGCCUGGGUAUGCUGUCAGGGGAUGAUGAGCAUCACAUACUAAUUUCUCCCUUGGGAAAGAGUGCAUAGGCCAGAAUUUGACACAGGACAAUUGUUGGGUUUUCUUUAUAAGCACAGGUUGCAUUAAAACCAGGUACAAAGAAAGUGUGGCCACUGACUGAUGCUGGAUUACAGUUUCCAUUCUCCCAAGUCAUAAGACUAUGUCAACUAGGGAGCAACAACAUGGGCAAUGGGUGCUACAGUCCAACUGCCUUCAGGGGACAUGUGUUUCUUACCCUGCCCUGAAUUAUCCCACACAUUCUCAUCCACUUCAAGUUAUAAGUGCCAAUGGGGCAUAUGAAUGUAAGACAGGGAGAUGGUACAGUACCAUGUAUGCCAGCCCCAUAUCUUACAGCCUAUCUCUGCCUCAGAAUUUGCUGGGAUGGGAGAAGCAUGUCUCUUCCCAUAGCCUGUUUGGGUUUAGUAUAGACCUACACACAGGUGUAUCUAUACACACAUUUGUUAGUGAGGCUCUAGAUUACAGAGCCACACCAACGCACAAGAGAUGUACAUAUUUCUGCCCUUGGUGCUUCAAUGCAAUGGAUAACUAACUCAAGGAUGGGGAAAGAAGCCUGCAGAGACUGGCAGACUAGAGGCCCCUGCAUUCAUUCAGUGCCAUUCAGCUUUGCUUAAAAAGAGGUUGAAGCCAGAGAUGUGAAGCAUUUUGGACACUUGAAGUGCUCUCUCACUCUUAGGCUGCAGUGGUACCCUAAUGUGCUUAAUCUGACAAAAGAUUGUACUGUGUGAGACACCAUCUCUUUGUGUCAUCAUUUUUGUUUCGUUUGUGUAACCACAUUGGCAAAUACAAAAAAAUCACAAUUUCUGCGUUGCAUUUAUUUAUCAGUUGGUUCAAGCAUCAUUCAAAUGCUCUUUUCAGCUUCUGGAAAGUUGCAGGGCACUUUAUCCGCUAGGAAUUUCACCAGUUGCUGUUCUCUUUGAAUAAAGUGUUUCCCACUC
Messenger RNA from Sceloporus undulatus (fence lizard), 3650 nucleotides. It is a transcript of the gene MMP23B, whose product is annotated as matrix metallopeptidase 23B. The coding region runs from base 1520 to 2335 and encodes 271 amino acids. The transcript has 8 exons. Gene Ontology annotation, molecular function: metalloendopeptidase activity; zinc ion binding. Gene Ontology annotation, cellular component: extracellular matrix. Lineage: Eukaryota; Metazoa; Chordata; Lepidosauria; Squamata; Phrynosomatidae. Gene Ontology annotation, biological process: collagen catabolic process; extracellular matrix organization; proteolysis. The record is from RefSeq and is a predicted model, not a curated record.